AGUUGUCGGCUGGGAAAUGGCGGCCGCGGGCUUGGUCGCCGUGGCCGCGGCUGCAGAAUGUUCUGGCCCAGUGGCGUCGGGAGGUAACCUUUCCGGUGUUAACUGCGGUCCAAGCUCCGGGACAGGUCCCGGUCCUGGCCCGGGCUCGUGGAGCCGCUCCCUCGAUCGAGCGCUGGAGGAGGCGGCGGUAACCGGGGUGCUGAGCCUGAGCGGCCGGAAACUGAGGGAGUUUCCCCGGGGAGCGGCCAACCACGACCUGACGGACACCACCCGGGCGGAUCUUUCACGAAAUCGCCUCUCAGAAAUUCCCAUAGAAGCAUGCCAUUUUGUUUCUCUUGAGAAUCUCAACUUAUACCAAAAUUGUAUUCGGUAUAUACCAGAGGCAAUUCUAAACCUGCAAGCUCUAACAUUCUUGAAUAUUAGUCGGAACCAACUGUCAACACUGCCAGUACAUUUGUGUAAUUUACCAUUGAAAGUCUUAAUUGCUAGUAAUAACAAAUUGGUCUCACUUCCAGAAGAAAUUGGACAUCUCAGACAUUUAACAGAACUUGAUGUGAGCUGCAAUGAAAUUCAAACAAUACCUUCCCAAAUUGGUAAUUUGGAGGCCUUGAGAGACCUCAACAUAAGAAGAAAUCACUUAGUACGUUUGCCUGAAGAGCUAGCAGAGUUGCCUUUGAUACGGUUAGACUUCUCCUGCAAUAAAAUUACAACAAUCCCUGUUUGUUAUCGGAACCUCAGGCACCUACAGAUGAUUGCCUUAGAUAACAAUCCAUUACAGUCUCCUCCUGCACAGAUCUGUAUAAAAGGCAAAAUCCACAUAUUUAAGUACCUGAACAUACAAGCUUGUAAGAUUGCUCCAGAUCUGCCAGAUUAUGAUAGGAGACCCUUGGGUUUUGGCUCCUGCCACGAAGAACUAUACUCAGGUCGCCCUUAUGGAGCCCUUGAUUCAGGUUUCAAUAGUGUUGACAGUGGUGAUAAGAGAUGGUCAGGGAAUGAACCUGCAGAUGAAUUUUCAGACCUGCCUCUUCGAGUAGCAGAAAUUACUAAAGAACAAAGACUACGAAGAGAGAACCAGUACCAAGAAAAUCGCGGCAGUGUGGUAGUAACAAAUGGUGGAGUGGAGCAUGACCUGGAUCAGAUCGACUACAUUGACAGCUGCGCCGCGGAGGACGACGAGGACGAGGCGAGGCCGCCCCGGGGCCCGGACGUGGCCAGCCUCAGCUCGCAGUUCAUGGCGUACAUCGAGCAGCGGCGGGUCUCCCACGAGAGUUCACCAGUAAAGCCAGUACCCAUGAGGGAGUUUCAAAAAACAGAAGACAUAAGAAGAUAUUCACAUCAAAACAGGGUUCCAGUUGAGCCAUCUUCUUUCUUGUCACUAUCACCAAGUCACAAUCAGCUGUCGCAUGCGGACUUAGAGCUUCACCGGAGAAGAGAGCAGUUAGUGGAGCGCACCCGGAGGGAGGCGCAGCUUGCUGCCCUGCAGUACGAGGAGGAGAAAAUUAGGACCAAGCAGAGCCAGAGAGAGGCUGGCCUGGACUUCAGCAAGCAGAAAGCAUCACACAGUCCGCAAAAACAACAACCCCUUUUAGAUGGCGAGUGUCCCUUCCCAUCCAGAAGGUCUCAACACACUGACGAUAGUGCCUUGUUAGUGUCGCUGUCAGGGUUGAAUCAAGUGGGCUGUCCUGGUACCCUGCCUCAUUCUUCUGCCUUCACUCCUCUUAAGAGUGAUGACAGAUCUAAUGCUGUAUCAAGUUCACCUACAACGGAAACAGUUCAUCAUUCCCCUGCAUAUUUCCCUGCUGCUAUCCAGAGAAACCAGCCCCAGCGCCCUGAAAGCUUCCUAUUCCGAGCAGGUGUCAGGGCAGAAACAAAUAAAGGUCAUGCUUCACCCCUUCUUUCAUCUUCUGAACCUACCACUGAUUCUACAGAUCCCAUAACAAGACAGAAUUCAAGGCAGAGAGAAGAAGAACUGGAAUCAAUAGAGCAGCUACGGAAACAUAUUGAGUACCGGUUGAAAGUAUCUCUGCCUUGUGAUCUUGGAGCAGCUCUAACUGAUGGGGUGGUUCUUUGCCAUUUGGCCAAUCAUGUGUGGCCUCGAUCUGUCCCAAGUAUUCACGUUCCUUCACCAGCUGUACCUAAAUUAACAAUAGCAAAAUGCAGGCGAAAUGUGGAGAAUUUUCUAGAAGCUUGCAGAAAAAUUGGUGUACCUCAGGACAGUCUUUGUUCCCCUUCUGACAUCCUUCAGCUAAACCUCAGCGUUAAAAGAACUGAGCAAUUAUGUUUGCCUCUCCACAUUUUAGAAGAGAAAGGUUUGAGCCAGGUUGCAGUGACCGUCCAGGCUCUCCUGGAACUUGCCCCACCCAAGCAGCAGCAGCAGCAGCACCAGUUAUCUGCUGUUUAAGGACCCCCAGCACAUUGGGCAUUGGCCUGGCCAAAACGGAACAGGACAACGUGAUCGCUGCUGCCAGUCGUCUGCUUAAACAGCCCUUACGUGUUCUUAAAAGGGACUGUUUCCAUGAUUCCUAACAGGAAUAUUUUGCUUCAUUUCUCCAUUUUAGGGGAGGUUAUAUUCAUUUCCGCUGAAUUGUUUUGAAGACAUGGUUGGUUUUCACAAGUGAAACGUAAUCCUGUCAUUACUGAGAACCAACACUGAAGCCUAACCUGGCUGUGCUUUUCUAGAGAGUAGACUUUUUUCCACAUACCAGAAAGAAUAUCUUCUCAGAGGAUAUUUAGCUCUCUUGAAGGCACAGACAUGCUAUUAUCUUUACCUGUUUCCAAGACCUUUAGAGUCCACUGGUUUCUAAACUUGGUUGCUCCAUAGAAUCUCCUGGAGCAUUUGUUAAAAUAUAGGUUCUCAUUCAGUAGGGCCUAGAGUGAGGCCUGGGUAUCUGCAUUUCAACAAACAUCCCAGGUAUUUCAUGUAUUGGAGACCACUGUUCCAAGAUACAUAUUUGUAUGAUUUUGGGGGAAGAAUGACUCCACUGUGUUUUUCAGCCACAUUUAAAAUCAAAAGCUAUAUUAUGACUACUUGGACUGUUCUGUCCAAGGCAAAACAAAAAUAACAUAGAACUGGCUUUUUUGGACAAAAAAAUCUUUUGUUCAAGGCGAAACAAAAACAAUGUAGAAGGCCUAGAUUUUGCAUAGUAAAACAAUGAAAGAGUUGUAUUUAAGGCCAGUGUCCUAGGCCUCCCCCCAACUCCAGUCCAAAUCCUCAGGCUAGUAACAUGCACUACUCAGCAUCAUCUGCAUUGAGUCCUCCAUGCUGCUCCCAGGAUACCUGGGCCUGCCAACACCUUCCAGUCCCCACAAUACACUUCCAGCUCCCCAACUGUGAAAACAAAGCAAAAGGGGAAGCCAGAAGUCUUAUAUUUCUUUCAGGUAACUGCCAGUUCCUGUGGCUGAGUUAAAACACUUGCAGCAUCUUGAAAACAGCUUGCUCUCUUUUCCUCUAGCUCCGCCACUAGUGCCUGGUCACUCAGUUGUGUGGAGUAAAAGGGCCACGGUCUCCCGAAACAGAAAGCCAGGAGUCUUUAUCUAAGCCUCUUGGGGGAAAAAUUUUAAGCUUCUUGGAUCUUUCUUCCCCUGUGUUUUGAACCAUUUUUAGUUGUUAGUGAUAUGUUUUGGUCACUGCCUUUAUAAACCAAGUAAAGCGAGUAAGUGAAGAUACUAAUUAACUAAGGGUGUUUUUUUUUUUGUUAUUAACUGUUUUGGGUUUUCUUUACUAAUGCAUGCAUUUGAACAUAAUGGUCUUGCUCUUUUGAUCAUAUAAAUGCAGCAUCUAAAAGUAACUUUGGAUAAAAUCAUGUUGAGUACCUAGUCAAAAUAAUGUUUUCUACUUGUUCUCACAAAGGAACAAGUUCAUCAGAACAUUACCGCUUUGUCCAAGUUUAAAAUUAUAUAACACAAAACAUUCAAAGCCCAAUGCUUAGGGUCCUCAAAGAACAAAAGUAAAAUGUCUUACAAGUGCUUAGAGCCAGAUCCAUUAUAUUAACAGUUCCAAACACAUCCACCAAUCAUAUAACUUGUUUAGAAUUUAGCUCUGUGUAUUUUUAAACUAUAGGUAUUUUUCCUUUUAGUCAACAUUAAACCUCAGUACUGUCUCUAAAUUAUAGAGCUAUUUGCAUGAAACUCGGCAAGACAGGACUCUGUCAUGUAUUAUGCAAGGAAUAAUUCUAAAAGACAUACUUAAUGCAACGUUUGGAACAUUUGCAACUAAUUUUCCCAGAGGAAUAAAUGGAAAUUUCAACUUCAAAUUUUACACAAAGCAUGAAACCUUAUUAUUGUAUUUUUGUCAAACUAAUUCAAAUUUACAUUUGAAUUGCUAGGAAAAAAUUGGUGUACAGUUUUGGUUGAUAAUGAAAGGAAAAUAUCUAAUACAUUGAAUUUCUUUUCUAUGUCAAGGUGGGAAAACAAAUCAUGAUGUUUUUGGAAAUUUUUUUGUACUCAGUGUUUUAUAUGUACCUUUGGAGUUUUUUUUGUUUCUUGUUUUUUUAAAGCUUUAUUGAGGUAUAAUUUACAUGUCACAAAAUUCAGUUGCUUUUAGUAAAGUGCAAUUUUUUAAGUUGUACCUUUGUUUUUUUAACUGAAAAGGUUUAACAUUUAGCCUUAGUAGACUCCACUGUAAGAUGAAGAUGACUAUGUAACAGUUCCACGUAACCAUUUAUUUAUGAGCUUCCUACUGAAGCAACAGCUUUUCCAGGGCUGAAGUGUGAAGGAAGAAAAGGCUGUGCCCCACCCACCAGGGCCCCUGCCAGCCACAGAGACUGAAGUCAACAGGCUUCUGGGCUUUCAGACUCAUGCGUGCUUAGCACUCCAAACCAUUUUUCUCUGGGAACAGCUCAUGGGAGGAGGGGCCUUUGUAUUUGGCUAGAACAGAGUAGGAGGCUUAUUAUUAGGUCACUUUUCUUUAAUAACUUUUUAAAAUACAGCCUUACAGCUAAUCAGGGAGUCUGAUUGCUCUUACUGGCUCAGCAAUGACUAAUGAUGUGUGACUAUGUUAAUGAGUGUGAUGAAUUUUUAAAAACUAAGCACUUAAAUGGUUAUAGAAAUGAAGGAAAACAUGGAUAUUUAGAAGCCUUUUUAUAUACAUAUUGCAGUGAGAUGGUUUACAGCAGAUUCCAUUUUAUUUCAGAAAAUGUUGUAAACAUGUAAUUAGUAAAAGAUUUUGUGAAACGUUGUCCUAUAUUUGUAUGUCUGUAAAUAUGAUGCAUAAGUUCUAAGUAUAAAUAUGUCAAUAUCAUGUAUGUUAUUUUAAAUUGCCUGUAUGCCACCUUACACUUUCAUAUUAAAAUAAAAGCCAACACUUCAAUAGCAUGAGAUAAA
Messenger RNA from Miniopterus natalensis, 5322 nucleotides. Lineage: Eukaryota; Metazoa; Chordata; Mammalia; Chiroptera; Miniopteridae. The record is from RefSeq and is a predicted model, not a curated record.